AUGAAAGUCGCCCUGCAGCACCUCCCGAAGUGGACGAAACAGCCGGACCACUCGCGCACGGCGUGGCUGAACAAGUCCAUCGACUGCUUCUGGCCCGGACUGGACACCGCGGCGUCGCAGUGCAUCCGCGACAGCGUCGAGCCCAUGCUCCGAACGAUGAUGCCGUCCUUCGUGAACUGGAUCGGAUUCGAGAAGAUCACGCUCGGGCCGACGCCGCUCGUCGUCGGCGGCGCGAAGACGCACGGCUCCAACAGCGAAGACGCCAUGCUCGAGCUCGAGAUCGCGUGGACGUCCGGCGUGGACGUGAUCCUAUCCGCGUACGUCUUCGGCGUUCGAAUACCGAUCCGCCUCCACGACGUGCAGCUGAAGACGACUGUACGGUUGGACUUCAACCCGCUCGUGGACGAGCUCCCGUGCCUGGGCGCGGUGGACGUAUCCUUGCUCGACGAGCUCGCGCUCCUGGACUUUGGGCUGACGAUCCCGCCCGGGAUCGACCUCAUGGCGCUGCCCGGGGUGCAGCAGCUCGUGAAGCACGUCGUCCGCGGGAGCUUGAAGACGAUGACGUACCCGGAGAAGAUGUCGUGUCCGAUCAUGACGAACAGC
Molecule: messenger RNA, 603 nt
Organism: Micromonas pusilla CCMP1545
Lineage: Eukaryota; Viridiplantae; Chlorophyta; Mamiellophyceae; Mamiellales; Mamiellaceae
Exons: 1
Cellular component (GO): endoplasmic reticulum
Molecular function (GO): lipid binding
Source: RefSeq, a predicted model, not a curated record